Molecule: messenger RNA, 2392 nt
Organism: Topomyia yanbarensis
Lineage: Eukaryota; Metazoa; Arthropoda; Insecta; Diptera; Culicidae
Exons: 5
Coding region: 434-1132 (232 amino acids)
Source: RefSeq, a predicted model, not a curated record
UCAAACGCUCACGUGGUUACGCGUGUAAAAGAAGAAAAAAAUCACAAGAGCGGUAGAAGCAGAAGAAAAAGAAGAAGGCCGAGCAAACGAAGCAGAAGGGGCCGCCCUCCGGGUGUGACAAUCGCAGUAGGAAGAAGGUAACGACGAGCAAAGCCUACUUGAAUGUUGUCUGAGCGACGGACGCGGUCCUCCUAGGAUUACCCCAUUCGAGUGAAGCUCUAUUGUUCCGAGUAGACCGGCUGUGACUUGAUUCUCGUAUAAAAUGUGAAUUGAUUAGGGAGUAAUGAUCAUUUUAGUUGGUGCGUUCAGUACAGUCGCAUAUCAGUGUCUUGGCAAGUUUAAGUAAAGUGCGAGUCUCAAGCAUUUCCGUUGUUCUACAUAGAACAUUAUUUGUGGUGAAAAAAAUAUAAUCUCUCGUGUUGCAGUAGAAAAUAUGUUUACCAAACUGGUGACAGUCUUUGUGGUGGUUACUUUGGCAGCGUUUGGAUGCACUUAUGCUCAAAGUAACAACUGGCGUCGCCCGAACGAGACUUCCUUCGCGACCGAAUCGGCAAACGAUCGUUCUCAGCGACUUGGUCUGACGACCGGAUACGGUAGUGGUGGUCUGAACGGGUACGGCUAUUCAAGCUCCGGCGUAGGAGGCUACGCCCCGUUAAAAAUCGACCUCGGUGGAGUCGUUCUCGGGACACUAGUUGGAAUCGGAGCCCUGUUGAUUCUUCCCAAGCUGGUUAGUGCCUUCGGUGGUGGAGGCUACGGGGGUGGCCAUUAUCGUAGUGCUGAAGGGAGUGAUCUUACCGGGGUUACCGAGAUGCUGAACAAGGUCGACGGGUUUUUGGCGCAAAACAACAUCGAUUCGGGCUCAUGCAUGCAGAAGGCGAUCUGCAGCUACGUACGUUCCUCGGAUUAUCACAUGCAGGUCGGAACGGCUGAUCAAAUCGAACAUAUGAUUCUUGCUUUAUCGGAGAACUCGUUGGUGGACUACAUGCUGGACGGAACAGCGAUUAAGGAGGCUAUCAAGAACGGGAAACAACAGACGGCACGAUCCUGCGAUGAGCUGUACAAAACAUGCCCCUUGGAUAGGCAAUCUGCACUACAAGUGUUCAAAAAAAUGUUCCCUCUAGGUGGGAACUAACUAACAGCCAAUAGGGAUCACUCAUAGACAUCCGGAGAAUAUGCAAACAGUGAAUAUAUUUAGAAAAAAAAACUAAUUACCGAUCAAUGUCAUAAACAAGCCGUCUCGCAGUGUGCCGUAUGUAGUUUGUGAUAAUAGUCGUCGAGGGAUUUCCAUAAAUUAAGGAACAAAUCAAGGUCCGAGAACUCAUCCCUCAAACAAUAAUAAUAGACACCGAAAAACUGCCAUAGCCUACUCAUAGCACGGUGACUCGUACGCCAAAAAUUCAUCGCCAAACCGAAUCAGAGAUCAUAUAAAUUUACACUUUACGCUCACCACAACUCCGCAACAUUCACACACACACCCACGCCCAGACAAGCAACUACGAGUACACGCUCAACUCACGUGUCACCUGUUUUUUUCGAGAAACCUUCCUAGCCAAGCUUCAUUCAGUUCAAGGAUAUACGAUGAAAAAAGGUCACACAGAAAAGUAACUCCCACAAACCAUGGAUUCACUUUGCGGAGGUGAUGACACUCUUCUCGAAUGCUGGAACAGCAAAAAUCGUACACCAGCUAGAGACAAUAAUUUAUUAGUAUCAAAGGUACAACAUAAAUAAUCCUUGGAUCGUAGAUUCAAAUACGUCCUUGUUUGUGUCAACGACCCUAUAUUUGCGGGAGCGGCCAUCAUCUCCGACCGUAUAAAGUGAGAUCGGAUUUCGUUCCAAAAAUCAUACCCAAGCAGAAAGCAAAAUGAUUCUAUUUUAAGAAAAUUCCGCACAACAACGAACUAAGUUCAGCUUGGUGGAACUCAACAACGACUAGCCUAGCCUGCUAGUAGCGGGUGAUCGUGUAUCGGGGCAGUAGAUCACCAUUCUGAUUCAGUAUUCAUCUCGUGUGAUCCAAUGUGUGACUAACGAAAUCCCUGUACAAAUUCAGAUGGAAUUUGCAUUCGACAGUGAGGUUGGAAAUGUAAACCACUACAAGCUCAUUUGGACAUUUUUGUCGCAGAGGAAAGAUGUUGCAGCUGCUCAUGCUAAAUGAAAAUAAAAAAUGCAUUCUCUGUUAACUGCUAUUUCUUUAUAUAAAUACUAGUAACAAUCAUACAUUUCUGAAAAAGGAAAACUCACAUGAGAUAUACAUGUAUUAUUUACGAAGGGGAUCCAAAAAUUUAGCCUAAACAUAAGUAACGAUAACGGUUCUGGGGGAUUGGUAUACGUACAACUGUAAAUAUUUCCUCGCAUAAAUGGUGAAAGAAUAAAUAAAUGAUCAAAUGAAAUUGAA